AGACAUUAUUUUCUUCUCCUGUGAGGUCUUUAAAAAGCAAAGCAACAGCACCUUUAGACAAGAUGUGCUCUUGCAGGAAUUUAAGUGGAAGAGACAAAGAAACCAUGCUACCAGCAGCAUCAGAGAAAAAAACUGAAAUCACCAAGCAAUGAGAAUUCAGUCCAGAGAAUCUGAGGAGAAGAAAAAGCAAACUGGCAAACAGAGAUCAGUUAGGAAAUAAUUCAUGUAGAAAGGGAUACAAAAAAAGUGGUGUUUGUAACAUUUUCACAGCAGCAUCGCCGUAAAGGAAUUCUGUUCUGGAAUUUCCAUCAGGGAGCGACGAGCACUACGAUUAAGAUCCAAACGACAUCCUCAGUGCUGCAGCUUCUCUAAAGAACAUCUUCCCUUUCCACAGGGAGAUCAGCAUCAAGAGAGGGAAAAAACCUCCCAAAAAUCAUCCUGAUGGGAAUAACCAUCCAAAACAUCACAGGAAACACAGCAAUGGUAAUUUGGCCAAAAAUGGCCAGUUGUGUCGACAGCUUUUACAGCAUCAUGUACCACCCUAACUGGAACAGCAUGCUGUCCAGCUACUCCAGAAAGAGCUUCCAGAGGGAAGAGAGGGUGCCCACCACUCGCUCCUCCUUUGUUGUUGAAAACCUGACUCCUCUCACGACAUACAUCAUGUGUGUGACCUGCCAGUCCGCAAACCCCUCCAGCGACCAGUGCAGAGUUUUCAACACGCUGGAACGGGACCCAGCAUCGGCGAACAGCACCAAGAAAGAGCUGGCACUGGGCAUCUGGCUCACCAGCAGCGUGCUGCUCCUCAUCAUCGCCGCCGUGCUGCUCUACGGCUGCCUGCACCUCCUCUGCCGCAGGAGACACCAGCGCCUGCAAGAGCGGGGCGGGAGCUCCAAGCGGGAGCCUGAGGAGCCGUGGACCAAAAGCACGGCACACACCUCAGAUGAGAUCAGCAGGCAGAGCCAGCACACACAGGACGCUGAGGAAAAGCAUCCAGGUGGCAUCCAGCUGGCCACAAUCAUAGAGAAUCCCUCAGUGUGCAAUGAGCCCAUCGUGACCUCUUCUAAAAGUCAGGAGCGAGUCCCAGUAACAGGACAGUGCUCUGCUAUAAAUUAGAAAGGUUUUUGCCACAUAAGGUACCCCAGCUACAUCAGAUGCACUGUUGGUGCUCAGAACAGGGAGCUCUGACUGCUCACUGCAGCACUUCUGGCUGUACCUCUGAUUUCACACCCCUUUCCAACACCUUGAAUGCAAAGGUUCAUGUGCCCAAGAAGUAAGCACUUCACCUACCCUCCAUUAUUUAAAAAUGAAGCAUGUAGCAAGUAAUUGGUCUGCAUUUCAAGGGGAUUUUUCAUUGCUUUUCUUUAGCCUAAAACAGCAAACAAAUAUAAAAAGUAGCCAAAAGUAACCAAAAUAAUUUUUGUUAACUAGCAUGAAUAAAACUGAGUAGGAGUUUUCAGAUGGCAACCCAGACUGUUAAACUAUAGGCAACUGGAACAUACACACAGAGUGCAGUGGUUUGCCAGUGUGAGUUUUACCCUGACAAUCCCAGCUGCUUCCCAAAACACACACUACAAGCAGUACUAUACUCAGACAAUACACUUCACUGCCCAUGGUGUUGUCCAUCACCCUCAUCUGCACUGAGGUCUGUCUCAGAAUGUAAGAAAGAUAAAGUCACCAGGAUUUUAAGUGUUAUCCUCCCAUUUGUCUUAUUUCCCUUCAGUCUAAAUACAUGCAAGAUAGAGACUUAGUAAGGACACAUCUAAUUAAGGAAAUAUCCUGGGUUAUUGCAUUUUGCACUCUUCUGCUCCCACCACAAGGUACCUUCUGCUCCGUGGGCCAGAGACUCCCUGCAGAGGAAAUGGAAUCCAGAGAUGCAGCUCCUGGCCCUUCCUUUGCUCUUUCCCUUUCAGUUUUAAUGAUUACAUGCGUUAAUCAGCUGCGAAUUUCUUUCCAAUUGCACAGUACAUACUGUGUAAAGAAGUGGGGCAAAAUAGCAAAAACAUGCCAAAAUGCAUUUUAUUUUUUUAACAAGAAAACCUGCUGAUCAUCUCACUCUGCCUUGAGCUUCAUGGCAAAGUGCCAAGGUCCUUUGGACAGAAUUCUGUUCACCCUCACAAUGUGACAAGUGCUGUCUGAUUUACAUGUGGAAGUCACCCUGUUUUAAACCUCUUAAGUGCAUUUGUGUUCCAUAAAAACAUAAUAAACCUUAGUAUUGCUGUA
Agelaius phoeniceus (red-winged blackbird) is the source of this 2220-nucleotide messenger RNA. RefSeq names its product fibronectin type III domain-containing protein 9-like. The record is from RefSeq and is a predicted model, not a curated record. Gene Ontology annotation, molecular function: protein binding. NCBI's taxonomy places the organism in Eukaryota, Metazoa, Chordata, Aves, Passeriformes, Icteridae.